CAUAAGAAAGAUUAUGAGUAUAUAAUAAAGGAGAUGUUAUUGAUAUCACCAUGAAAUAGAUUAAUAGAAGAAUUCUACAAGUAUUUAAACUAAAACCAUAGCCAGAUAGUUGCAAUCAACUACAUCACAAAAGCAUUACUGAGAGGAGAUUAUUAGACGAGCACUGUCUUACUUUACAAAUUCAAUAAGCUGAAGAGAAGUUGUUUGGUCUAGUCUUUGGUGUUAACUAAAGUUAUAAGCAUGAAUGAAAUGUUGUAACACAGGGAUUGAUGUCAUAAUUUAUGCCAUACAAGACAACAUUGUCAGGCCGAACUUGAACAUUGGGAUGGACCUUUGGACUGAUUCUCCAGUUAAAGCAGAGACCUCUGGACAGGGUGAAAUAAAUGCUGCGACGCAUUCCCAUCAUGGCAGCACUUUGUCGAUGAUGGAUGAGCGAGAACUGAAAAGGGAGAGAAGAAAGCAAUCUAACAGAGAGUCAGCGAGGAGAUCAAGGCUACGCAAGCAGCAAGAAUGUGAGGAACUAGCGCAGAAGGUAACUGACCUGACCGUCGUCAACGGCAUGCUCAGAUCAGAACUCGACGAGCUUAAGAAGGCCUGUGAAGACAUGGAAGCAGUGACCAGCAUGGUAAUAAAAACAGCACUGGUAGCAAUGGGUAGUGGCAGAUUGACACAAGGAAGUUCCUGA
Zea mays is the source of this 685-nucleotide messenger RNA. RefSeq names its product DNA-binding protein EMBP-1. NCBI's taxonomy places the organism in Eukaryota, Viridiplantae, Streptophyta, Magnoliopsida, Poales, Poaceae. Bases 245 to 685 code for a protein of 146 amino acids. Gene Ontology annotation, molecular function: sequence-specific DNA binding; DNA-binding transcription factor activity. Gene Ontology annotation, cellular component: nucleus. The record is from RefSeq and is a predicted model, not a curated record. Gene Ontology annotation, biological process: regulation of DNA-templated transcription. The transcript has 3 exons.